Messenger RNA from Anarrhichthys ocellatus (wolf-eel), 2315 nucleotides. Its product is annotated as heterogeneous nuclear ribonucleoprotein C. Bases 342 to 1007 code for a protein of 221 amino acids. The record is from RefSeq and is a predicted model, not a curated record. Gene Ontology annotation, cellular component: nucleus. Gene Ontology annotation, molecular function: RNA binding. NCBI's taxonomy places the organism in Eukaryota, Metazoa, Chordata, Actinopteri, Perciformes, Anarhichadidae. The transcript is spliced from 8 exons.
CAGUUCUCCUGCUAAUGGAACAGCCCACUGCCACCUAUGCACCCCUGCCAUCGGAAAACAUUUGGUACAUCCUAUUGGUGCUUCUGUAGCUGGUUUGGCACAGGCUCAGUAAUAUCACAGCAGUUAGCCAAACGGCAGCCUGAGCGUAUACACACACAGCAAGAGUGAGGACGCAAAGAGAGAGUUGCAAGAGAGAAGCAAAGAAAUCCUCGGCUAACUCUAGAGUCUCUCAGUUUCCUGGUUGUUUUGAGAUCCCUGAUAUGACCCUGUUCAGCCCAAGAUAGCUGUUUGCGGGAGAGAUGUACGAAGACAGAGAGAUGGGGUUUGGCUUUUGAGACGCAAUGCUAAAGCUGCACCUGAUUUCUGAUGUACGCUUGCAGACGGGAGACAAACAUGGAGACAUGAGCAUGAGUGGAGAGUUGAAGUCCAGCCGCUCCAGGGCAGCGAGUAAGAGGGCCAGCAACACCAUUUAUGGAUCUGAGUUCGACUUGGACUAUGACAGCCACCACGAGGACUACAAUGACAGGGUGUAUGACUACCAGCGUGUACCGGCAUCCCUGUCUCCUCUGCCCCUGGGACCCAGUCUGGCCAAGCGAUCCCGUUCCUCCUCCUACUCCUCUGGGAACAGACGCAGUCGAGACAGAACCCACUCCAAAAGCUCCAGAGCCCACUCCACUAGUUCAUCCACAGCCAAGUUGGGAAUGGAGGAGUUGCAGGUGAUUAAAAAGGAGCUGACUCUGAUAAAGACACAGAUCGAUGGGCUGCUCGACAGUCUUGACAAAAUGGACACACAGAGGAAUGACCACAAAGGGUCUCCCCUGAGAGAGGACAGUCCAGCUGGCUCACUGUACGCUCUGUCUGCCAGCAGCCCCGAGCACUCCCUCUCCUCCCUCUCUCCACCCAGCUCCCGCCAUCGAAUCCACAGAGAGAAACCUGACCCGAGGGAGCCCGAUGAUGAUCACCACACGAUGAGCAACCACAGCUCUGACCCAGAGGAGGAAAUAUGAGGAAGGAACAUGAAAAGACGUAGAGGACAUGGAUUAAGUGCCAAACAUGGAGGAAGAGAACAACAACCGACAAGCCAACACUCAAAUUAUCCGAUAACACAAUACAUUUAUGUUAUUGUAUCACAACAGCCUGCUUUCUGUGACCAUAUUUUUAAGUCAAACUAAAAAAUGGAUACAGGUGACUUAUACAAACCAAGUACAUGCACAUCUGUUAAGAAGAAUUUGGUAGGAUGGCCUGAGAGAGUGAGAGAGUAAUUAUAAAGGAGAACUGGAAGAACGGUAGUGAAUUUAACUUUUUAUUUUCCUGCCUAAGGAGGCAUUCCUAUUUAAUUGUAAAAGAGGGUUUAUACAAAUGCCAAUAUUCCAGUAUUAAUCCAGAUACUGCAGAAUUAAUCUAAAUGAGACAAUAGGAUAUUUGAUGAAAGCCUUGUGUAAGUAGCUUACCAAUUUAUCUUGCCCACAUUAAAAGCCUUCUUCUGAAACAGGCAGCACAUACCAGCAUCAGACUGUACAUAUAGUACAUAAUGUGUCAUGUUGCUAGAGGUGCUGCAGUGUUUCUGCCGUUUCACCAGUUUUUCCAAAGAACGAAAUUCUUAUAUCUUCAAUUAGAUAACGUAGAAACAAUAAAGAACCUGGAAUAUUAAUGAAGCGUGGGCAGUUAUAAACUACGUUAACAGCAUACUUAAAUAUUAUAUUUUUCAGAACUAUGGUAUAACUAUAAUAGUGUGUGCAUGCACUGUGAAAUAAAAAUCCCUUCAGUGGAUCUCAAAGUAUUUUGACUUAUGAAAGCAAAAGAAAUUGCUACAUUCUCAAAUUUGAUCUUUCAAUAGGGCUUUUUGUUGACGCUCAACUCACCUUUUCUCUUUCUAAAAUAUCAGAAUUUAGCUAGUCAAAGUUAGUCACAGUAAUCUGUGAGAGAUUGAAUAGUAACGCUGAUCAUUCAGGAGAAACAGGUUGUUUUCAGCUUGUAAGUAUCAGUCUGCUAUACUCUAAAACUUUUCUUUCCUUUAUAUGUGUUAGAGAAAUGUUACUACUCUCUUCCAUCAUGUAUUUGGCACUUUUAAGACAUGCAGAGGCCCUGGUCAGUGUGUAAUAUUGUGUAUUAUUGUAAACUUUACUGUAAUUGUUGAACUGUCUAAUUUUAUUCUUGCUUUAGGAAUUCUCAUGUGUUUUUUAAAAGAAAACAAAGACGUUAUUCCUAUGCUGUUACAUUUUUUUGUUUGCAUUCUUCAGAUUAGCCAAGUGGAAAUACUCAUUGUCAAAGUAGUAAAGGUAUUUUCAUAUUGAGUAUAAAUACAGUACAUGGGA